This is a messenger RNA of Volvox carteri f. nagariensis, 767 nucleotides long. RefSeq lists its product as uncharacterized. The record is from RefSeq and is a predicted model, not a curated record. NCBI's taxonomy places the organism in Eukaryota, Viridiplantae, Chlorophyta, Chlorophyceae, Chlamydomonadales, Volvocaceae. Bases 139 to 762 code for a protein of 207 amino acids. The transcript is spliced from 6 exons.
AAUUUAGCCAGCAAAAAUAUUUAUGACCUCUUUUGACGCAUAUAGUUUAGCCGUGAUUUUUGUUAUGUGGCAGUAGCGCGUGUUGCUAUUGGAACUCUUUUGCUGGAUAGUGUUCUCCACCGGGUUGCCAAGUCUUUCAUGGAGGCCAACAAGACCAAGGCUCGAAAACCUGCUCGAUUAUUAUGGCAACGCACGGGAACAGGAAGGUCGAAAGAGCUAAUGGGUACUGGAGUCUCUCCGUCAGUUGAUGGCCGGCCAUCCUCCCAGGUCCAGGGUGUUCGGCAGGGGGCUGUCGCUGGAGACCCAAGUCGACCAGUAGCCUUGCACACGCACACGUACACAUACGUCUUCAACAGGCUCACGCAUCACACCCACAGGGUGCAGCUGCGGCGGACAUUCUGCGAGGGCCUGUACGGUGCCCCACGUGCAAUACCCAACUCCGCCUUCUACACCGAACUUGACGAGAGGCUGCGCCUGCAAAGCAGCACACUGAUGGCAGUCCGCAAUAAGCUGGUGGUGGAGUGCUUGGCUGCUGCCAGCAACCAGGAGGACGGCAUUGACACGGUCGCCAUGCGGCAGGACGUCAAUAGCAGUCUGUCGCGGCAAAUGGAGUUCUUCACGAGCUGCAUGGAACGGUACUGCGGGCCGCCUCGCAUCUGCAGAUGCAAUUGUGAAAGCUGUGGCGGCAUUUGCCUGGAAGGUGGAGGCGGCAAAGACCUCUCGAAGCCGCUUGCAGGCCCGUCACUGCAGCCGUACGGCUGAGAGUG